ACACACACACACACAAACCCUACACAGUUAUCGUAUGCUCAGCCCACAAAGAGAAAUAGCAUUGGAGAGGCAGGGCAGCGGGGCAGAGGUGCAGAUGAAAAGAGUCUAGAGAAACUUCUUCCAGCUCUGAUAUACAACUACCAGACCUCCAAAAUAAAAAUGAAUGGACAGAAGCAGUGGACACGGGUGGCUGCGAUAGCACUCCUGGUGCUAACGGCGAUGGCAGCUGAAGGAGGCAAAGCAGAGAAACAAGGAAAGAAGGAGCGCAAGUCGGACUGCGGGGAGUGGCAGUGGAGCGUGUGCGUAGCCAACGAGGGCGACUGUGGACUCGGCACCCGGGAGGGAACGCGCACCGGUACCGACUGCAAGCAGACCAUCAAGACCCAACGCUGCAAGAUCCCCUGCAACUGGAAGAAGAAGUUUGGAGGGGAAUGCAAGUACAACUUCGAGGCUUGGGGGGAGUGCGAUCUGGCGACGGGCAAGAAGAACAGGACGGGAGUGCUGAAGCGAGCGCUCAUGGAUGCGCACUGCGCCGCCACCGUCACAGCCACCAAGCCCUGUGGGAAGAUCCCCAAGACCAAGCUGCAAGAUGCAAAGAAGCAAAAGAAGGAAGGCAAGAAGCGAGAGCGCGCCCAAAUGGACUGAUGAGGAUGUUUGUCCCGGGGAGGAAGGAGGAAGAGGGUGGAAAGAUGUCUACUGCCCUAUUUCAACACGGUUCCUCUUUAUAUGUCCUGUAGGUUGGCAGUAGGGAGCCUAUAGAGCUUUGACAAAGCCAGUGGAAAUAUGACUCUUAGUGACAACGCGUUUUACUUUUUCUUCUUUGUAGCAUCUGAUAAGAAACAACUUGUACGUUGCGAUAGGAGACAUAAUACUCAGCGGUAGGGAUGAAUAAUGAAUAUGGGAAAGAUUUGUUUACUAGUGUUUGUACCUAAUGAUGCUAUUUUUAGGAUUAUUUUCUUAAGAACAAAUUGGAUAGGAUUUGUUAUACAAAGCAUAGCCUAAUUAAUUUGAAAAACUCUCGGUCUGUGCCCCGACUUAAUGAAGCAGUUUGCUUAAAGUGAAGCUCUAAACAUCUUCACUUAAUUAAUUUGAGCAAAAAAAAAAGGUUGUGCUUUUUCAAGUGGCUUAAGUUAACGGUUUCCCGCCAUUCCUCUGUUUUAUUUUUCUCUUAUUUCUUGUAAGGAUAAACUUUCUGGAGGCUGCAUGUGAUAGCUACUGUACCUAUGUGAGUGUGCAUGCUGUUUUUAGUUUGUUUCCUCCUGCUGCUCUGUUGUACCUCAGUUUAUAUCCACUGAGUUGAACUCUCCAGCUUGGCUGUAAAAAAUUAAAAUAUUCACUAUUGUAGUUCUCAGUCUGGCCUUAACAUUUUCUCCUUUGUUUCCUGUUACAUUUCCAAAAAUAAAAAAAAUAAAGGUAGUUUCUCUUUCA
Scatophagus argus is the source of this 1428-nucleotide messenger RNA. RefSeq names its product pleiotrophin (gene ptn). The transcript has 5 exons. The record is from RefSeq and is a predicted model, not a curated record. NCBI's taxonomy places the organism in Eukaryota, Metazoa, Chordata, Actinopteri, Scatophagidae. The coding region runs from base 160 to 645 and encodes 161 amino acids. Gene Ontology annotation, molecular function: growth factor activity.